Messenger RNA from Megachile rotundata (alfalfa leafcutting bee), 967 nucleotides. It is a transcript of the gene Tpi, whose product is annotated as triose phosphate isomerase. Lineage: Eukaryota; Metazoa; Arthropoda; Insecta; Hymenoptera; Megachilidae. Gene Ontology annotation, cellular component: cytosol. Gene Ontology annotation, biological process: glycolytic process; glycerol catabolic process; gluconeogenesis. Gene Ontology annotation, molecular function: triose-phosphate isomerase activity. The record is from RefSeq and is a predicted model, not a curated record.
AGGUGGGGGUUUAUGAGAUGAGAUUGGGAUAGACGUGAUCACUCACCUUCUGCUUUGUUGAAGGUCGAAACAGCAUUUUUUGAAUUUGUUUCAGAUUUGCAAAUAAACUGCAAUUUUGCUUCUAAUCUGUGUGCAGCGAUUAAGGAUAAAAUGGGUCGUAAAUUUUUUGUCGGUGGUAAUUGGAAAAUGAAUGGAGUCAAAUGUGAAAUAGAUGGUAUUGUUGAAUUUUUAAAAGCAGGUCCUCUCGAUCCAAAUGUUGAGGUUGUUGUUGGAGUUCCAUCUAUAUAUUUGACAUAUGUAAAAAACAUAUUACCUAAUAAUGUUGGUAUUGCUGGACAAAAUGCAUAUAAAGUUGCGAAAGGGGCAUUUACUGGAGAAAUAAGUCCUGCUAUGCUUAUGGAUAAUGGAAUUCCAUGGGUAAUUCUUGGACAUUCUGAACGUAGAAAUGUUUUUGGAGAAACAGAUGAAUUAAUUGCAGAAAAAGUAGCUCAUGCUUUGGAAAGCGGACUUAAGGUAAUUGCAUGUAUUGGAGAAAAAUUAGAAGAACGUGAAGCUUGCCAAACAGAAGAAGUGGUAUUCAGACAGACAAAAGCCAUUGCAGAUAAAAUUAAAUCAUGGGAUAAUGUAGUUCUUGCUUAUGAACCAGUAUGGGCUAUUGGAACAGGCAAAACAGCUACACCCGAACAAGCUCAAGAAGUUCAUGAAAAACUGAGAGAAUGGUUUAAUAAAAACAUAAAUGCAACUGUUGCGGAGAAUGUUAGAAUUAUUUAUGGAGGUUCAGUAACGGCAGGAAAUGCUAAAGAUUUAGCGAAAGAAAAAGAUAUUGAUGGAUUUUUAGUUGGAGGAGCAUCUUUGAAACCUGAUUUUGUACAAAUUGUUAAUGCUAAGCAGUAAGACCAUACAAUUAUAUAAAAGCAUUAUAUGUUUAAGUUAAUAUAUAUUCUGAAAUAUAUAUUUUAAGAAUUAU